AUGAGGCAAACCUCAAUACUUGCCCUCCUUGUCCUCGCCACAAGUGUGAGUGCGCAGACGGGGACGCCCACAAUACCGGCCGAAGAUGCCUUGCAGACCCAUUAUGGACAAUGUGGUGGUGAUGGUUGGGACGGUCCCAGCGAAUGUGAACCAGACCUCUACUGCUACGUAGACGACGAAUGGUAUUCUCAAUGUCUCAAAGUAGGCGAGGUAAUUAACAAGAAUACCGAUCCUGAGGAGCCGGAAGAUGCUGCUCCUCCCGCCAACCUCCCUGAUCCUCCUGCCAGUUUCCCCGAUCCUCCCUCCGGAUCCUCUGAUCCCCCCUUCCAGGGAGUUCCUGACAGUCCAAUUGGCAACUCCCCUGACGCUCCUGAUGAUGGCUUCCCACAGCCUCCCAAUAAUCAGUUCCCGCCGGGCAACAACCAACCCAACCAGCCUGACCAACCCCCCUUGGACGACAUCCCCGAUGGCCGGAUCAUCGACUCGCCUCCCAUCGUCGGUGGCGGUAACCCGAAUCUUCCUUCACCUGAUGAUGGUAGAGUCACUACGACGCAAUUCGGCGUGGGUGCUCCAACGGCUAUUGUCGUGACGAGCUUUGUCACUGUCACGGCCCCUGGUGGAGGUGGCUCUGCACCGCCGACCGGAGUUCCGGAUUCGCCUUUUGGGAAAUAG
This is a messenger RNA of Scedosporium apiospermum, 672 nucleotides long. Its product is annotated as Cellulose 1,4-beta-cellobiosidase (non-reducing end). NCBI's taxonomy places the organism in Eukaryota, Fungi, Ascomycota, Sordariomycetes, Microascales, Microascaceae. Bases 1 to 672 code for a protein of 223 amino acids. Gene Ontology annotation, molecular function: cellulose binding. The record is from RefSeq and is a predicted model, not a curated record. Gene Ontology annotation, cellular component: extracellular region. The transcript has 3 exons. Gene Ontology annotation, biological process: carbohydrate metabolic process.